AGACCACACUGAGGACUAGUUUCACUGCAGUGUUAGAGCUAUCAUAGACUCAAACGCUCCGGAACACUACAGAAAUACAGCAAGGUAGCACAAAGGAUCAUAUCUCAUCAUCUCCCACCAUGUGCCGAGAACUGGAAUCACUGCCUAUCACAUGUCUGGAGAGGUACGUUUUGUCAUAUAUCUCUACUAUUUCUUCCAUCUCAUUAUAUGUCACUGGAAUUGGGUUACAUUUUGGAUUUACAUUGAUGGGAAUUAUUAUUAAGCUACUUCAUGGGGAAAUUGGAUGAUCAGUUGUAAGUAAGAUGUGAAUGAUUGCAUCAAUUUAAAUGUAAAUGGUUUCUCUGUUUUCACAGGGCAAAGGAACUCAAAGCUCUCUUUAGAAGCUUUCUACAGAAGCCAGAUCUGAGCAUCAUCGAUCACUCACACAAGACUAACAAAUUAAGGUAAGAUAUUCUAGCUAAGAAUAUUCAAUUUCUUUAUAGAUUUUUAAACUUGAUCUAAAUUGAAUUGUGAUAAAAUGUUGCAUCUGAAAUUAAAAAUACUUUAGGAUACUAUGUUAAAUAAAUGCUAACAUAUAUUUUAAUGACUGGGUGAACUAACCUGACACUUUUUAUCAACAGGUUAAAUAUGGACGAGCCCUUAAAAUGGAGGCAGUCGUUUGAGAACUUGCUGUCCAACCAACGUAAGUCUGAUUAUUGAUAUGGGUUAUCAUACUGAUCACUUAUCUUACUUCAAAUGAUAUACGGAUGUAGGAUCUUAAUUUGAUCACCCUGUCGUUGCAGGAUUAUUAUUAUUUUUUUUAUAAAGUUUGUAAUUUCCGCUUUAAAAUGUCAGACUUGAUUUGGCCUAACUAAACGUGUAUCAACCCCUUCCAUUAAUUCACAUCUCCUGCUGCUGCAGGAUUAUUUUCCUGCUGUGAGAAACUGGUCAAAUUAAGAUCCUGCAUCUGUAGCAUACUUAAUUGGUCAUACUAUACAAGCUCAGAAGUACAUAUUGUGUAUUGCAAAAGUGGAUUCCCCAUAUAGCCAGAAUAAAUGGCCUAAAGAGCAGUAGCAGGAUGCACUCAUAAUAUAAAAUUAAAAUACAUUAUUUCAUACUUAAACACUAUAGGAAAUCCAGCUUUUUCCAAAUAUCAAAAAUGGACACAAUUGAAAGUGAAUUUCAUAUUUUCUUUUCCAGAUGGACUGUGCUUGUUCAGAGCUUUCCUGGUGUCAGAGUUUAGCGAGGAGAACAUAGCUUUCUACCUGGCCUGUGAAGACUACAGGAUAACCAAGCCCUCCUCAAAGCUAUCCGCUAAGGCUAAGAAGAUCUAUGAGGAGUUUGUCUGCAGUGACGCACCAAGAGAGGUAAAUAUCAAUAUACAGUAUAAAUAUAAUGAAUAAAUUAUUCUAACUACAGAUUAUGUUUGAAUACAUGGAUUGGAUGUACCCUGCAUAAACAUAUGCGCCCACACACACACACACACACACACACACACACACACACACACACACACACACACACACACACACACACACACACACACACACACACACACACACACACACACACAUACACACACACACAAUUUACUAAUUGUACAUGAACAAUACUCAAUAACACUUUGUUUAAUUAAAACACAUAUUAAUCAAAUUGCCCUCUUUACCCAGGUCAACCUCGACCAUGAGACCAAAGCCAUCACCAAGAAGAACCUGGAGCGCCCCAGCCAGUCCUGUUUCAGCCUGGCCCAGGAGAAGAUCUACGCCCUAAUGGAGAAAGACUGCUACCCUCGCUUCCUCAAGUCCACCACCUACCUGGAGAUCAGUCGGCAGGUCAAAGCCGGUUAAUACCAGUUAAGGCUGGUUAAGACUAGUUAAUGCUGGUUGAGGCUGGUUAUGGUUGGUUAAGGCCCACUGCAAGUGGCAAAUGGAACACAAAGAAGAAGUCCAUAGGAGACAAGCUGAAAAGCACACACUGGAAACCAGGUGGUCUCACUAGGGUCCUCCUCAGUGGAGGAGAGGUCCUGUGCUGGUUGGCCAGAAGUAUUGAGGGGGGACUGAAGUUGAAUACUGGACUGAACUAGAAGUCAGUCAGAAUCAAGACUGGAAAUCUUGUCCUGUGGCAUGGGAAAUAGCCUCGCUCAAUGUGAAGAUUGAGGUAUCGAGGUUUGCAAAAGGUGAACCUGUGUCUUGAAGUCAAGGACACACCAAGAGGUUCCUGUUCACGGCAUUUGAGCAGAAAGAAUAAUGAGAUGGAAAAGGACUGCUUUGCACAAUCACUGAUGGAGAAGCUGUUAUAGUCUUGUAUUAUCCAGAUUUCAUUUGUCUAUUUAUUUAUGUAUUUAUUAGCAAUGUGGUUUUGUUAUUGAAAUGUUAUUGAAAUGUUUCUACUGUGCAACUGUUCGACUUAGAUUGUGAGAUUUAUGUAUAUAUUUAUGUUGGGGUUUUUUUCUCCCAGAAUUCCUUAUGUGACAGGAAAUGAUUUGAAUAAAAUUGUAACUAU
Molecule: messenger RNA, 2481 nt
Organism: Coregonus sp. 'balchen'
Lineage: Eukaryota; Metazoa; Chordata; Actinopteri; Salmoniformes; Salmonidae
Source: the annotation of a GenBank genome assembly